ACAGCUGUUAGUGGAUUGAUAAAGAACUUACUCAUUGUAGUUCUGUUAAUGAUUUUCCGCUGGUUGUGUUGCUCCCUUAAGGAUUUCAGGAGAUCAGAUGGCAGUGGGUUUGUUGAAGCCAUCAGUACAGAGUUCUGUUUAUUGCCUUCUGUUUUUAAGAAGGCAAUUUAAACCCAAGUCUUUAAGCCCAACCUCUUUUGAACAUAAGUUUUAUGAUUGGAUAAGUUUUUACUUGAACUAUUUAGGAAGGGAGAUGAUAGGAAGUGAUUCAAAAGGAGAUCUGUACUCUGAAGGGCAUACUGUAUAUUUGCUUUUUGGACAGUGUGACAUACUACCUUGAGAAUGGAAGCCCAAGAUAAAUUGCAGGUUGUCCUGCUUGGUACGACAGGGUCUGGUAAAAGUGCUUCAGGAAACACCAUACUUGGUAAAAAGGUUUUUAAAUCAUAUGCAUCUACUCAGUCAGUCACAGUAUCAAACCAGACUGAAACAGCGAGAAUUAAUGGAAUGGAAGUCACAGUUGUGGACACUCCUGGAUGGCACUGUACUAAAAUCUCUGAGGAUGAGGUCAUGUCACAAAUCAAAGCAGCCACUGCGUCACUUGAUGGGCAUUAUGCUUUUCUCAUGGUCAUCCCCAUUGGUUCCUAUACAGCAAAAGAGAUGCACAUGAUUUCACAAUUACGUAAAAUCCUAGGAGAUGAUUUUUUUACUCAUACUACAAUUCUGUUUUCAUUCAAUGAUAACCUUGAGUCAAAAUCCUUUGAUCAGUUUAUUACAGAAGAAGAGGGAGCACUGAAGAGUAUUAUUCAGUGCUGUGGAAAUCGAGUGCACACCUGGAACAACAAAGAUAGCUCAUCUGUGAAGAAUUUAAACAAGUUGUUAGAGGAUAUAAAAGAAACACAGAGAAUGAAUGAAAAGCCUAUGGAGAGCUCUCAGAGUGAAAAGCAAGAUGAAAAAAUUAUCAGAAAACCAGAACAAGAUCAAGUCACAUCUGAUGAAACAAUAGGACAUUCAGAUGCACAUAUGAAGAAGCACAAGAAAGACACUACAGAACCAAUGGACAAGACAAAUGAAGAAGUCAGAGUUGUUGUCUUGGGAAUGGCUGGGGUAGGAAAGACCUCAACCAUUACAACACUUUUAGGAAAUGAUAACAAAACUGAAAGGAGCCAAUCACCGAUUAAUAAAACCCGAAGGUCUGGGAUUAAUUUAGUGUUGAUUGAUUCUCCUGGAAUUAAGGAAGAAACAGAAGUGAGUGAUUCAAUCUCUCAGUCUUUGUCAUAUGCUGCUCCAGGGCCACAUGUCAUUAUGAUUGUAAUCAGAGUGGGACAAGUUACCACAGAAAACAUCAAAAUAAUAGAUCGCAUACACGCGUGCCUCCACAAAUCAAGAAAACACACAAUUAUCCUUUUCUCUGGAAAGGAUGAUCUAGAAAACAAAGGUAUUGAAGAAUACAUUAAGGAGAAUCCAGAGAUUGAAAAUCUUGUAAAAUUGUACGGCAAAAGGUUUCAUGCACUGAAUAACAAGGACGUCAAUGAUCAGACUCAAGUUAACCAACUGCUUGAAAAGAUUUCUGCAAUUUACCACGAAACCGAUGGUCACUUCAUCAAAGAAAAGAGGAAAGGUCCAGAUCACACAGAAGAAAAAAAGAAACCAGAAAAACUUAACGAUUUAAAGGGGGGCUUAUCCAUUUAAAAGAGACCUCAAGAAAUGCAAUACAACAUCGGAAAAGAGACGUGCUGGAAAAUGUUUCAUUUUAUCAUCUUUCCACACUUUCUUUUUUAUCUGAAUAUCAGAGUCACACCAAUAUUUCUAAAAAACAUUAUGUUUGCAAAUAUGUAAUAUUCUCUUCAAAGAUCAGCAUUAUGUUAACAACAGGUAACAAAGAGCUCAAGACUAAGCAGUGUAAACAGGAGUGAGGAUAAUAAACAACAAAAUAAAUAUUUCUGUGACAGUAAGUUGGAUGUACCAAGUAGGUUAGAAAUGAACAAAUAUAGGCUACUUGUGAUGAGGUAUUUGUUUUGCACAUUGUGUAACGAGUUUCUGACCAGAAUCACAGUGCCAUACUGAACAUCCUAAUGAUGACUUAUCUAUCAAGUGUAAUCAUUACAAUCAAAUGUACUACACAGGGUAUAAAUGGUGUUAUUAUUUAAAUACAAUACCUUUUUGUCCUUUAAAAUACCAUUUCCUCGUGCCAAUUGGAUUCCAUCUUGUUUUUGUACUUAAUGCAGUUUCUGUUUUGUCAUGUGAAUUUGUGUGAUGUAGGACUAUGUUUAUCCAGCCUGUUAGUGUAUUUUCUUUAAUAUUUGAUUUAAUCACUUUUUCUUUUGACUUUUUAACUUAGUAUUUGUGAAAUUCAAUAAACAUGAGAUUUAAACGUAUUAAUUGUUUAUCUUUCUACUGUUAUUUCAGUCAAAGUUUCAGGCGACUUCGGACAAGUCAAUUGUCAUUAAAUUUUCUACCCCUAAUCAUAACAGAAAACUUUGUUUUUAAAUUUUAUUAAAACAUUCUGAAAAAUGUACCUUGCACAGACAGAAAAAAAAUAUUUUCUGUUUCUUUAAUUAUGACUUUAUAAAGUGGUAUCAAACCAGCACCAUACACCUUCUUACUGUAAAUACAGUGAAAAUCCUUGUGUAUACGGGAAGAAUAGUUAAUUGUGUUGUGUUUUGUGUAGAGCUGUUUCAUUACCGUAUUUGCAUUUAUAUACGCAUUUGUCUUUUAUUUACAACCAUGCAGGUAUUUAUUUAAAUCAUCGUCAAUACCGUGUCAUUUGCAGAACUAAUGUUCGCCUCUGGGUGGGGUGUUUUCUCCUUUUUUGUGUCUCUUUGUAGGCUGUUGCCUUUGAUUUGUGUCUUGUUUGAUAUUAUAAAUGAUUGAUUCAAUAAAUCAGUAACAAUAUACAAUAUACAGGCUAUAAUACUAG
Cyprinus carpio (common carp) is the source of this 2917-nucleotide messenger RNA. RefSeq names its product GTPase IMAP family member 7. NCBI's taxonomy places the organism in Eukaryota, Metazoa, Chordata, Actinopteri, Cypriniformes, Cyprinidae. The record is from RefSeq and is a predicted model, not a curated record. Gene Ontology annotation, molecular function: GTP binding.